Molecule: messenger RNA, 2103 nt
Organism: Naegleria lovaniensis
Lineage: Eukaryota; Heterolobosea; Eutetramitea; Acrasida; Naegleriidae
Exons: 1
Coding region: 1-2103 (700 amino acids)
Source: RefSeq, a predicted model, not a curated record
AUGAUUUCUCACGGCGGUCCACCAUCAUCCACUCAUUCGGAUUAUCACACAACAACAUCACCCAAAGGAACCACUCAUCGAUUCCUCAUUGCUUUUCUCGUUGUUUCCAUCAUUUUUAAUCUAGUCAUGUUACUCUCGUGGUCAACAUCUCGUGACCGACCAUCCAACGACCUCUCCCGAAGAGAAUCCUUUCAUUCAUUCAAUCCAAUCAUGUAUAAACAAUGUCCAUAUCUGAAUGAUUUUGAAAAUUUCAUGAUGAACAAAUUUCCCGAAAAGGAAAAACAAGACAUGUGGAAUAUUUUACAUUUUAUGGUUUCACAAGAAGAAAGGAAUGAUUACAUGAAAAAUUCCGCAAAUAGAGAUGUGAUUAAUUUCGGAGUUCCACACAUUGUCACUGCCACCUCUCAUGAUUAUUUCGAUCGAUUGGAAAAUUUUGUUGGUUCCAUUCAUCGACUCUAUGAACACAAAGUGAAUGCCUUGUCCAUUAAUCCUCAAGUCACUUCACCUCCUGGAUACAGCAAUGAUGAAAAAAUUACAAGAAUUGGACAAACCUUUAAAUCUCAAAUGAGAUCCAAUUAUUGGUUGAUUUGGAACAGUGUGGUCACUCCUGAACAACGACCCAUUCUCGUCUAUGAUUUGGGUCUUUCACAGGAACAACGUGAAAAAGUCAAUUCUUGGAAAAAUGUUCAACUCAUUCCACUCAAUUUUAAUGUAUUACCUCAACAUUUUAGAGAUUUGAAAACAUUUGCAUGGAAACCACUCGUCAUGUAUUUGGCACUUCAACAAUUUUCUUCAAUUAUUUUUCUCGACAGUGGUGUUGAAUUGUGGAAUCGACUCGAUCGAAUUGAGGACAUUCUCCUCACGAAAGGUUAUUUUCAUGUGGUACAAGAAGGUUUAACCACAGCAUGGAGAUGUUGUGGAACGAUUGGUGAAUUAACACACGAUGCGACCUUUCAUUAUUUGGGAUUAAAACGUGAAGAGUAUGGACCAAAGGAAAUGUGUAGCGGUGGAAUUCAAGGUUACAUUCGAGAUUCGUAUUCGUAUCGAAAUGUGUUAAUUCCAACAUUGGAAUGUGCAUGGGAUGUGAAUUGUAUUGCACCCAAAGGUUCGAGUCUUGCAAAUCAUCGACAAGAUCAAUCUGUGUUUUCACUCAUGAUACACAAAGCAGGAAUUACAUGUGAAAAAGAUAUUCGAUUAUGGGGAAAUCGAGGUAAUUACAUGGCUGUUCCAAAAGAGGAAAUUGUCAUUUUUUUACGAAAAGGAGCUGAAGGAAAGCAAUACAUUGGACAAGCUCAGAAAAAGAAGAAAUUUGCCAUUGUCGUUCCAUUUGCAGAAAAACAAGUUGCUAGCGUGUUGGAAAAUAUUAAUAUUUGGAAUCAACCUUACUAUGAACCUUGUCGACAACAUCCUUCCACAAGUCAUGAAGAAGAUCUCACAGAGACUGAUUUAAUUUUCUAUUCAAAUCGACAACGAAAUGAGAACAAUGAAAAGGCCAUUCUCGAUCGAAUCCAUAGUUUGACCAAAAAUUCACACAAUGUCAUUCUCAAAUGCUUUAAGAAUAUUUCAUUUAAAUAUGCAGGAUUGGACAAUGCACGAGAUCAAUAUCCAGCAGGACCAAGUAAUCAAUUUUAUGAUUUAAUUCAUGACGAAUUGUUUCAUUCGACAUAUAGUCACUUUUUCUAUAUGGAACCUGAUUGUCGAGCCAUUCGACCUAAUUGGGUCAACGCUGUGAAAUCCAUUGUCAAAGAAUAUUCCAUUUCAAAACCUGAUUUCUGGUAUAUUGGUUCCAAUUAUCGAGGAGAUGUGGAUUUAGGAGCACCAUUGGAAUAUCGUUAUCACAUUAAUGGAAAUGCCAUUUAUUCGACCGAUGUGUCAUUUCGAGCGUUUUUAAAACACAUUUCAGGAGGACAUAAUUUUGCCUACGACACCGAUCCAUUCAAAUUCUUGUUUGAACAGAAACAUUAUGAUUUUACAAAACAUAUUUGGAGUAGAAUUAUUUUCCAUGAUUUUGUGCAAAAUUGGUGGCACUCGAGUUGGAAUGAGAAAACAGUGAGAGAUUUGUAUCCUAGAACAUAUUUUGUUCAUGGUGGUUCUAAAGAUUAA